This is a messenger RNA of Arvicanthis niloticus (Nile rat), 1096 nucleotides long. NCBI's taxonomy places the organism in Eukaryota, Metazoa, Chordata, Mammalia, Rodentia, Muridae. The record is from RefSeq and is a predicted model, not a curated record.
GAGUCGGGGAGGCCGGAGCUCGCGGCCCCGCGCUGAGCUCACCUGUGCCGCACGCGCCAUCGCGCCCCGCCACCCCCACUUCCGCAGCGUUGUCGCCGUCCCCGCAGAGCGGGCCCGACAGCUCCGAGCCCGGGGAAAACUUCUCCUCUCCUCGUCCCGUGCGGGCCGCGCCUCCCGUCGUUUCUCUCCGGGAAUGCGCACGGUCGGCCUCGCCGUGCGUCGCCUCAGGCUUUGCGACGCUGCCGUAAAGCCAUUCUUUCCGCUGUCGCGAUCCUGCCGUACGCGCGGGCCAUGGCGGCUUUGCGGCCCGGAAGCAAAGCGCUUUGCCGGCUGCUCUGCCGGUCCUUCUCCGGCGGUGACGUUCGGCUGGGCCGUGAGCGCGCUACGGAGCGCAGGGAUGCUGCGUCCAGCCGGGUCUCAAGAUUCUGCCCUCCAAGACAGUCUUGCCAUGAUUGGAUAGGCCCCCCAGACAAAUACUCCAACCUUCGCCCCGUUCAUUUCCACAUCCCUGAAAACGAGUCUCCCUUAGAACAAAGGCUUAGAGAAUUGAGACAAGAAACCCAAGAAUGGAAUCAGCAGUUCUGGGCCAAGCAGAAUUUGUCUUUUAAUAAGGAAAAAGAAGAAUUCAUUUACUCAAGACUGCAAGCUAAAGGCUCAGGCCUGCGAACUGAGUCAGGCCAAAGAGCAACGCUGGAUGCAGAGGAGAUGGCUGACUUCUAUAAGGACUUUCUGAGUAAGAAUUUCCAGAAGCACAUGUGCUAUAACCGAGACUGGUACAAGCGUAAUUUUGCCAUCACUUUCUUCAUGGGGAAGGUGGCCCUGGAGAAGAUGUGGAGCAAGCUGAAGCAGAAGCCAAAGAAGACAAGCAGUUAGGAGAAGCCCGCCCGAACCUGACCCACAGCACCAGGUUCUGUUUAUGAGGCCCUGGGAACUAAGUGAGCACAAGUCCCUGGCCCAGUUCAGACCGUUCCUGUCUGUGCAUCCCCAGCUGGCUCAGUGUCAUUGAUAUACUGUAUGCUUAUUGUCUGUAUUAUACCAAUUCAGAAUAUAGCAAUGUAAAAAUGUGAAUAAAGUUUCACUGGAAGAAUUUAAACCA